AUUCGUGCAUUCGUGCGCUAGACCGGAGCGCUGAGGCGCCUGCCACUCGCUUCACUUCGCAGUAAAAAGCCUCUUGAGCACAAUGGCACCGCACCGAUCGAUAAUGUUGGCGCUGUAUCUGGUCGUAUUGGCCUUGACACUCGAUGUCACCAAAGCUAACUGGGAGGCGUUCGCUGCCAGCUCCACCGCGGAAUGCUGUAACACCUGUAUCGGCAAGACGUCAAGUGCAGUGUAUUCCUACGACCCCGUUAUCUUUUCUCAAUGUUCCAACGUGACCGGCGGCGUGUGCUGCUUCGACUGCGGCAGCUUGGGCGAUCCGACGUAUGGAGACACGGUCUCCUACGCUUCGGACGGCGUGACGGCCGUCGUCAAGGCCGGCACGUACAUUUCCUUCACUUGGAGCGACGUGGUGAACGUCACGUAUAUUUCCCUCAAAACCGGGCAGAAGAAAACCGUGACGCCUACAGUUUCUGAUGCACAAGCGACUAAGAAGUCCAAUACUUUCCUUAUUUGCGCUAAGAGCGCAGGGACGAUCUACUUCCGAGGGUGGGGCAGUGACACCUGCCGUGAGGCAUCUCAGGAACACUCAGUGACCGUGGAGGCGAGUGACUCGAGCACUAACACGUGUGACGCGACGGAAGCGAGUUUACUAGGCGACGACACAGAGGCUUCGACUUCCAGUGCUAAAGGUUCGGGUUCUAGUUCGCUCCCAGCUGACGAGACCGUGGACAGUUGCAACGCCCAGCGAGCGAGUAUCCAGGUGGUUGAUGGCACACGUACUUGCGUUUGUGUCUCGGACUGGACGAAUCCGCCCGAGUGCAACCAGUGGCCCGUGUGGAAAUGGCUCGUGACGAUCGGUGGUGCUGUUGCUGCCUUGUUCUCGAUCAUUAUUUCAGUACGCGCACUACUUGCCAGUCUCAAGAAGAAGAAACAGGAUGAAGAAUACCAGAACAACCUGGGCCGAAUCACUCCAAAGAGCGACGUCGCGACAUUAGAGGUAACACCUAAUACUGGCUACCACGGCAACGCGAUGAUGGUCCCUACCGCAUACGACCCGCAGGUAGACCGCACAUCUGGAGCUCCUCGGAAACCGGUCGACAACGAGUUCACGCUCUGAGGAAACCAGAGAUCUAUCAAUACCAAUACAGUUUUAAGCGCGACUACACCUUGCGCAGCUCAAGUUCUUUCGUGCUCGCGUGAGUUGCCUUCAAUUGCUACUGAACAGUAACCAUAGCACUAGAAGUAACCAGAAAGCUUACGAACAGACUGACCAGCACGAUCCCACUAGAAGUAUGUGCCAUAAUCGAUGAGACCUUUUUGAUCAUGUC
This is a messenger RNA of Phytophthora nicotianae INRA-310, 1328 nucleotides long. RefSeq lists its product as hypothetical. The record is from RefSeq and is a predicted model, not a curated record. NCBI's taxonomy places the organism in Eukaryota, Oomycota, Peronosporomycetes, Peronosporales, Peronosporaceae. Bases 83 to 1117 code for a protein of 344 amino acids. The transcript has a single exon.